AUAUCGGCGAGUUUGCUCGACGACUGCUGUUCGGCUGGUCCUCUCGCGGAUGACAGUCGUCCUUUCGUAGUGCAGAGUACUCGCUGAUUUUUCGUCCACGGUGACAGUACAGCCGAUUGUUGUAGGUGCGAGGAACGAACGUUGUCAAGAUGAAGCAUCUCUUAGCACUGUCUCUUCUGUUGUUGUCGUCGGAAUGUUUUGGACAACCAGCUCCUGUGGUUCAUACGAAUUCAGGACCCGUGCGGGGCGAGGUGAAAGAGACGUUUUUGUUGAAGAAGAAAUACUUGUCGUUCAGAGGAAUCCCUUAUGCGAAACCACCUCUUGGAGAUCUCAGAUAUCAGCCGCCUGUGCCAGCAGAACCAUGGCAGGAAAUUCUGAAUGCUACCAAGGACGCACCUGCGUGCCCGCAAAUAGACGAAGUAAACAAUAACAGAUACGUGGGGGAUGAAGACUGCUUGUACAUCAAUGUAUUCAGCCCUAUCACUUCGUCCAAAACGCAUGUACACAAGAAAGCAGUGAUGUUGUGGAUCUACGGUGGAUCCUUCAAUGCAGGAUCAUCUCUGACUAGUUUCUACGGUCCAGACAUGCUGGUAGAUCAGGACAUAGUACUGGUUACCUUUAAUUACCGUCUUGGCGCCCUCGGAUUCCUGUCUCUGUCCCGAAGCGAGGCGUUAGGAAACGCUGGAAUGAAGGAUCAAGUUCUGGCUAUGCAUUGGGUGCAGCAGAACAUCGCCAAGUUUGGCGGUGACCCGAGGCGAGUGACAAUUUUCGGCGAGAGCGCCGGCAGCGCAGCUAUUCAUUUCCAAGUACUGUCGCCGUUGACUAAAGGAUUGUACGUGAGAGCAAUCGCCAUGAGCGGCUCGUCCAUAUCGCCAUGGGCGUUCCAUACAGCCGACCAGGCUAUGAACGAAGCGAAAAAGCUGGCUAAUUAUCUCGGUAGCAAUGCACAGGACUCGGAUGCAUUGUGGCAAUUCUACAAGAAUGCACCUGCCAAGGACCUCGUAAACGGCAGUCAGUACAUGGACGGAGUCACGCAAACGCUGACUAUACCGUUCAGACCAUCUAUAGAGUUGAACCGUCCGGGAGCUUUCAUCACCGACUGCCCCAUCUCGCUGUACAAGACCGGGAGAUUCAAUAAAGUGCCCCUUAUGAUGGGUCAGACCAAGGAAGAAGCACUCGGCUUCACCAGACCUGGAUACACCGGUACGAACGACACGUGGACAGAAUUCGACGGACUGAUAGACAUUGGAAAGGAUGUGUUCGACAGGUUCGCGAAAGGCAGUUACGAUGUGUUUUUGACUGACUACUACUACACAGCACCCACAGACCUCACUCGCAAGAUAAUCAAGCAGCAAGAUAGUAGCAUACCGAUCUAUUCUUACAUCUUCGAAUUCGAUUCUCCGUACGCGUGGCAUAGACAAAAUGGAGAAAACCUGAACGGAACUGCUCAUGCCGACGAUCUCCAGUACGUGUUUCACAAUGAAAUGACUCGCGAACCUACCGAUCCCAACGAUCCUGUCAACCUGUUCAGGAGAAAGGUGUCUGCGAUGUGGGCUAACUUCGCGAAGUGCGGAAAUCCCACUCCACCACACUACAACCCAUCGAAUGUUGUCUGGGAAGAAUCUGGACCCCGCGGACUACAAAUGAACAUCAACACCGAAGACAAAAUUCAGCUACCGGACAUAUCUCCGCGAACUAGACAGAUGGAAGACUAUAUGGAGCAGACGAUCCCAGCAAAAACUGGAUGUACACGAAGAAACAAAUAGAAGGACACAAAGAAUUACAGACACAAAACAGAACCUAAUCUUCUGGUGAUUUUUGUAUUCGCUUCCGUUCGUUCUCCAGAAAAUUUUCAUUUUUACACCGCGCAAUUGUGACAAUUGCAAUCUCCAAGAGAGAUGCCCGAUUUAUUGAUCUCAGGUGUAACUGAUAAGGGAGGAAUGCAUUCUUGAGAUAGAAAAGUGGCAGCAAAGAAGAACAUUUAUAUUUUUUAGCUGUAUAAUUUCUAGAUUCUCUAAGUGUCCCAACCACGUUAUACUGAACAUCCUGCCGCAAAAAAUUCAUUUCCAGGCCUGAUAAAUAACACGUCACUCAAUAAGUCUCCGGUCUGACACAUA
Molecule: messenger RNA, 2117 nt
Organism: Megalopta genalis
Lineage: Eukaryota; Metazoa; Arthropoda; Insecta; Hymenoptera; Halictidae
Source: RefSeq, a predicted model, not a curated record